Molecule: messenger RNA, 1513 nt
Organism: Humulus lupulus (European hop)
Lineage: Eukaryota; Viridiplantae; Streptophyta; Magnoliopsida; Rosales; Cannabaceae
Product: protein phosphatase 2C 51-like
Exons: 3
Coding region: 145-1251 (368 amino acids)
Biological process (GO): protein dephosphorylation
Cellular component (GO): cytosol; nucleus
Molecular function (GO): protein serine/threonine phosphatase activity; cation binding
Source: RefSeq, a predicted model, not a curated record
GACGGUUCAAAUUCGUUCACUUUAGAAAUCUGCUUUUACGUAUAUUAAUCAGCCCUACCACCAUUGAUCUUUUUUCUUUUGUCUAUGUCUGCUGGUCAAGAUUUUUUUGUUUGUUAAUUUUUUUUUGUUUUUGGAGAUUCUUUCAUGAGGAAAAAAUUGAAGCCGCUCUCGCCACCGGCGAAGGAUCUCCGGGGAAUGACGUUAAAUUCAGUGGAGCUAUCGAUCGUGAAAAGCAAGAGAGCUAACAGAAAGAGAGUACUGAAACUCCAGUCACUCAAGUACACGUGUCAGACGAAGAUCGAUGACAGCGGUGAUGAGAAACAGUUUCAUCGUCAGGAUCCGUUAAAAAUAACGGUCUCGUUAUCGUCUUCGUCGUCGUCGGGAGGAAACGACGGCGUCGUUUUGUCGAGAGAGACAAGGGAGGGGAAGCACUACGGCGUCGUUUCGGUGAUAGGAAGGAGGAGCGAGAUGGAAGACGCGGUGAGAGCUGAGCUAGGGUUCGCAGUCAAAGGAAGUAAGACGUUUGACUUUUUUGGUGUCUACGACGGACACGGUGGCGCGCACGUGGCGGAAAUGUGCCGGGAAAGAUUACAUGAAGUGGUAGCGUCGGAGCUGGUGAGGCUUGAAAAUAAUGAUGAUGGUGGGUCGGAGUGGGAAAAGGUGUUGGAGGGGUGUUUUGAUAAAAUGGAUGAGGAGGUGAGAGGUAAUGCGGCGGCGAGGACGGUGGGGUCGACGGCGGUGGUGGCAGUUGUGGCGGAGGAGGAGGUGGUUGUUGCCAACUGUGGUGACUGUAGAGCCGUUAUGUCAAGAGCUGGUGUUGCUUUAGCCUUGUCUACAGAUCAUAAGCCUAAUAUACCAGAUGAGUUGGAGAGAAUUGAAGAUGCAGGUGGAAGGGUCAUAAACUGGAAUGGGUACCGUGUUCUAGGAGUUCUUGCCACUUCAAGAUCUAUAGGUGAUGAAUACCUGAGGCCAUUCGUAAUAUCGAAACCUGAAGUAACAGUGACAAAGCGAACUAAUAAUGACGAGUUUCUCAUACUGGCAAGCGAUGGUUUAUGGGAUGUGGUAUCUAAUGAAGCUGCAUGUAAGGUCGUCAAGAAAUGCUUCGACGGUGAAAUUAAGAGACUUUCUAACAAAGAGGUUCUCAACGGCAGCCGCGCAACCGCGGCGGCCGCUGUGUUAGCCGAUCUGGCAAUGGCUCGGGGCAGCAGAGAUAACAUUAGUGUUAUAGUCGUCGACCUCGCCAAAACCUAGCACACAAUCGUAUAUUGGUCUCUGUCUCAGUUUGUUUAUUAUGUACGUAUAUAAUAUAGUAGUAUAAGUAUAUAUAAAGCGUUUCUCAACAUGCAUAGUACGUAGUAGAUCCAACGAUGAGUUUAAUUUCAAAGAGAAGUGAGAAAUAAUUAUUGAAUUCAUUGGAUUAGGAUCAGAACUGUUCUUCUCAAGUCAAUUAAAAUUGGUUGAUGGUUUGUUGAUCUUGCUGGAGUAUAUAAAGGGUUGAGUGAUUCGUUUGUGA